AUGUACGUCGUUCUGUUACUUGGUUUUAUAAUUAUCAUAGUCUUCCUUUACGAUUAUGCCCAAAAGCGCAGUGACCGUUGGAAGAAACUAAGUGAAUUCCCUGGAGAUGCUACACUACCUUUAAUUGGUAAUGGUUUACAGCUCGGAUUUGAUGCAGAUGAGGCACCGCACAAAUUAAUGGCUUUAUGGGUGAAACACGGAAAACAAAAUUUUCGGUUAACCGUAGGUUACGAGGACUGGAUCCUACUCUCUGAUCCGGAUGACAUUGGGAGUCUACUCAACCAUAGUACCGAGCUUUCAAAAACUGUAGAGAGGAAUGCAGCGAUUAAACCUUUUUUUGGUGACUCCGUGUCAAGUUCAGAAGGUGUAAAAUGGAGAUCAAUGCGUAAGUUGAUGGCACCAAGUUUCAACUUUAAAAAUACAGAAAAGUGGCUGGAGGAUGUGAAUAAAUCCUGUGAUCGUCUUUUUAAUAUCUUGGACACUUACGACAGCGAGGGCCCCGAGGAUGUAUAUAGAUAUCUCAGGCCCUAUUUUUUUGACCUCCUAUGUGGUACAUUAAUGGGUGUCGACUCCAAUCUCUUAGCUGAUCCCGACCAUCCUUAUCUUAAGGCAAGUGGCAAAGUUGUUAAAAUAUUAACACAUAACUUAUUCGCAUACUGGAGAAACAUUCCAGUUCUAUUCGUAUUGACUCCUAUGUAUUGGGAUAUGGUGCGAACCAUUAAAACAAUGAGACAAGCCAGUACACUGAUAAUUAAUGAAAGAAAACAUAAAUUGAAACAGUUUAGAGAUGACUCUAUAAAAAAUAACAAAAACGUCGACAUUGACAUAGAAGUUUUAUUACAAAAUCAAUUAAACUACGGAGGAUCUAUGUUAGACGCAUUAUUGCGUAGUAAACUUCCCAACGGAGAGUCUACCCCUAACCAAAUCAUCAGUGAUGAAGUUACUCUUGCUUGUUUUACUGGACACUACACCACAACAAAAACAGUAAGCCAUACGCUAUACUGUUUAGCGAAAUACCCCGAUGUACAAAGGAAAAUAGUAGAAGAACAGAGAUCAAUAUUUAAUAACGACUUUGACAAAAAGCCGACGAACCAAGAAUUAAGCCAGAUGAAAUACCUCGAAGCUGUAAUCAAGGAGACUAUACGCGUUAUACCGACUGUUACCAAAAUUGGUAGGCAACUGCAAAAUGAUUUUACGUUUAAAGAUGGACGAGUAGCUCCAGCAGGCACUUCCCUUAUAGUUUUCUACGAAGCUUUAUACCAAAAUCCAAAGGUAUUCCCUGAACCAGAGAAAUAUAUACCGGAAAGGCAUUUGGAAUCUGUGCAUACUUUCUCUUUAGUACCUUUCAGUGCCGGUCCUAGAAUGUGCAUCGGUUUUCGGUAUGCCUGGGUGGCAAUGAAAUCAACUUUAUCAAAUCUUUUGAGGAGGUAUGAAAUAAUCCCUGGAGGACCGGGCACGGAACCAAAGUUUGCACAUCGAAUUAUUACAGAAUCUAAGAAUGGCUUACAAUUACGACUUAAAAAGAGAAAAUUGUGA
Molecule: messenger RNA, 1536 nt
Organism: Pararge aegeria (speckled wood butterfly)
Lineage: Eukaryota; Metazoa; Arthropoda; Insecta; Lepidoptera; Nymphalidae
Product: probable cytochrome P450 4d20
Exons: 10
Coding region: 1-1536 (511 amino acids)
Molecular function (GO): iron ion binding; monooxygenase activity; heme binding
Source: RefSeq, a predicted model, not a curated record